This is a messenger RNA of Quercus lobata, 1308 nucleotides long. RefSeq names its product zinc finger protein 8 (gene ZFP8). Gene Ontology annotation, molecular function: DNA-binding transcription factor activity. Gene Ontology annotation, biological process: response to gibberellin; trichome differentiation; trichome morphogenesis. Lineage: Eukaryota; Viridiplantae; Streptophyta; Magnoliopsida; Fagales; Fagaceae. The record is from RefSeq and is a predicted model, not a curated record. The coding region runs from base 341 to 1093 and encodes 250 amino acids. The transcript has a single exon.
AAGAACUUUCCAUAUCAAAGGAAAACUGAGUGAAAGGAGGCAAAGGUGGUACUUUGAGUUUGAGAGGAGCCGAAGCCACUCUCAAAAAAUAACUUGAGGCCUUUGUCAGGCUUCACUCUCAGAUGGGUCAGCCCCAAUUGUCUAAAAAUCAGACCUCUCCGCCCUCCUCCCCUUUAUAGGUCCCACCACACACAAUACAAUCUCUCAAUACCAAACCUCUCUCAGCGGAGGUAGUAGUACUAAUUGUUUCACCCAUUUUUCUCUACCUAUAUCUCUAUUUCUCUCUCUCUCUCUCUCUCUCUCUCUGAAUCUCUGUGUUCAUCUUCUUCUUCUUCUCCUCAUGGACAAGACAAGUGAGAGAGAAACCCAUGACUUCAUGAACGUUGAAUCAUUCUCUCAGCUCCCUUUCAUUCGACCAGCACCAGUUAGAGAAAAAAGCAUUAGGCUUUUUGGCAUAGAGUUUGGCAGUGACAACAACAUCCCAGCUUCCACCACAGAUGAGUCCGAGUCAGCUGAGCUCAACGCAUGCGAUGAUAUUGCAAAAGACAACAACAAUAGCACCAACAACAACAGUGAAAACGGUGAGAGCAACCGGAGAUUCGAGUGCCAUUACUGUUGUCGAAACUUCCCUACCUCUCAAGCCUUAGGGGGUCACCAAAACGCACAUAAAAGGGAACGUCAACACGCAAAAAGAGCACACCUUCAGUCAGCUAUGGUGCAUAGUAGUCUCAAUGAUGCACACGUCUAUGGCCUCAUGAAUUACCACCGGCUUGGCUCUUCUCCAAUGCCACCUAUGACUUACCCUUCAUGGAACACUAAUAAUUCUAACACAGCCAGGUAUUAUGGAAGCCACACUAGCUCGUAUUCUCAGCCUGCACCUAUAAAUGGGAGUCCUUUACCUUUGUGGAGAAUCCCAACUGUCCAAAGUAGUAACCCUACUACUCGGAACUCGAUGCACCCUUUGCCACUGUUUGCUGGUGAUGAGUUAAAGCCUUCACACUCGCAGGUUGGUGGCUCUACUUCACAAAGCAGGUAUGUUUAUGAAUCCAAAGCGAGCGUGACAGACCAUGUCAGUUUGGAUCUUCAUCUUUAGUGAUAUAUUUCAUCGAUUACAUCGUGAAGAAGAAUUUGAGAUUUAGAGCUACUGGCAAUCUUUUGAUAGGCAAAUGAGGAAAUUCUAAGGAACCCCCAUAACUGUUUCUUUUUUUUUUUUUUUUUUUUUUUUUUCCUAUUUUUUAAUUUGACAUCGUAAUUUUAGUACGAGUUAAUAUGUAUAUGAAAUGAAAAAAAAAUUAAUUGUUUUGUUAA